AUGCGUUGUUGCGUAGUUCCCAGAGGCUCAUUGGCAUCUAUAGGCUCACUGCGGGCUAUUUUGCUGGGGGCGGUCGGGUUUGACGGGGGCAACAGGAAUGAAACGCCACGAGGCAAAGUGUCCCAGCAAGAAGGCGACGAAACGAGAAGAGUCGCGGAGCUAAAGGUCGAGGAACUAGCAGCAGGCAUGGAGGCAGCAGGCAUGGAGGCAGCAGGCAUGGAGGCGGCAAGCACGGAGGCAGCAAGCAUGGAGGCAGCAAGCAUGGAGUGGCACGGGCCGGAGACCGAGUCUACGGAUGUCGCUUUGACUUUCGAUUCCUUUCCCUUGGACUAUCGUCCUUCAGUUUCGGGAGCUCUCGUCGAGCCUGUUCACGACUUAGGGCCUAGCGACAACUACUUCAACGAAUUAUUCGGCAUUGGGGCGGAUGGGGAAGAUAUUGCUGGGGACAAGGAUACUGCCUGGGACAAGGAUACUGCCUGCGACAAGGAUACUGUCUGCGACAAGGAUACUGCCUGCGACAAGGAUACUGCCUGGGACAAGGAUACUGCCUGGGACAAGGAUACUGCCUGGGACAAGGAUACUGCCUGGGACAAGGAUACUGCCUGGGACAAGGAUACUGCCUGGGACAAGGAUACUGCCUGCGACAAGGAUACUGUCUGCGACAAGGAUACUGCCUGCGACAAGGAUACUGCGUCUGGUAAUAAUGUUGCUUGCGAAAUGGAUAGCACUUUUGACCACUUGGGUAGGGACUUCGCCGCAGAUCUCGAGAUUGAGUCUGGCGGAUGGAAUGCCCGCAGUGAUGGGCAGCCGGGUGAUGGUGAGGAUCUUGUGUCGGACCAACCCACCGAGUCCGGGGUCGUCUCGGCCACAAGUCCUGUGUGCGGGUCGGCCACUGGACCGGCCGCGAUAAGUACGUGUUCGCGAGACGUGAGUCUAGUAGACAUGUGUCCAGUGGAGGUGAAUCCGGUGGAUAAGAGUUCUGUGAACGUGCGUCGGAUAAGCGCGGUAGAAGCGCGUGUGUCGCGGUUUGAAAUUGCUACAGCAGCGGAGGCGAAGCGGGUGUUAGAUCCUUGUUACUUAAUGUGGGCGUACGACAUGUUAAGGAAUGAGUGGGAGCAUCUGAUCCCAUUCGAUGCGAGUGGUUUGUCAGUAUUCGGAUUGGCGGGUAAGGCGAAGAUGUGGUCGGCGGCGGGACGGUCGAACGUGAUGUUGAAAAGUGGUUUAUAUAGGCCCGUAAUACGACGCCAAUGGAACCGGCAGCAUUUCGACAGUUGGCUGGAAGAAGGGUGUCCGCUUAACCGAUCGCCGAGUAACGUGAGUGACAAUCGCAUGGUUGCCGCAGAGCAAGCAGAACACGCCGUCGACGACAUCGUCCUUUGGUGGCCUAUGGGGAUCUACAGGAACGACUCCUUCCUCGGUCGAUUACGACGCUGGUGGGAUAAACGAGGAGGGCUCUUUCAACCAAAGCCGGGAGCACACACUUCGACUGGUCAAAAUUCCCCUGGUCAAAAUUCCCCUGGUCAAUGCAUCCAUGUAACGGAUUUGACACGGGCAGUGAUGGAGAGGCUCGGAAAUUUCAGAGUCCCGUUACACAAAGUGGCCAAAAUGCUUCGUAGGGAAAAGCGGAAAAAGGGAAUACGAGAACAAGCCAGGAUUCGACGAGAACAAGCCCAACUUCGGGGGGCGAGAGAAGACCCGGCGAGAACGAGGGAAGACCCGGAAGACCUGCACGAUGCCAUCCCGUCGAGCUUGGUUAACAAGUGGGGAGUCAAGUUCGAGAUAGCCAAGGAACACGAAGCUGGCCUCCAGAUCGAACCUCGAUAUUUGGUUUGGGCGUUCGACGUCCUGAACCAAGGCUGGUGGGCUGUCGUGCCCAAAAACAUGGCACCCUCUAAUUCUUCGGUGUUUGGCUUGGCCAAGGCCGCCGUCCAGUGGCUGGAAGCGGGUCACAGGAUACUCACUAUAACCGUAGGUUGCUAUCAAUGCGGUGAAGAUGGCAUCAACCACCGCAAUAGGAGCUGCGAGCGGUGUGAGACCUCAUGGAAUCCGGAGGAGUUCUGGGAGUGGCUGCGAUGCAGGCAUUUCUCCAUGAUUUUCGAUCAGCUACGUCCUACACUUGGAACUGACACGAUCCUGAGUCCGAAACUGCCGUGGAAUGAACUGACUUGUUCCUGGCGUCCUCCUAGACAUGAGUGGCAGAAGAUGAUCAACGACGUUGGAUUCGACAUACCACCUCGAAAGGCACUUCGAAGGUUCCUUGUGUCACCAUUCGAGUGCAAACUGAACACCUUCGCGAUCAAGGACUGUUCAUUCCGCUCUCGCGUCCAAUCAUGGUGGGGUGGCGCCAAUCAUCGGAGCCAAAAUAGUUCAGAGAAUGACGCUCUUGGUCGGUGGGAAUUUGAACGCUUACUUCUUUAUAGGCUAGGCAGUUUAGGUAUGAUCAACGACACAGCUGACAAUGAACCGCCUUCAAAACGAAUCUGUUUAGAAGCACCAGUACCUACCGCUAAUGUGCCACAAAUUAUGGAGGGCAGCAACCUAUCCUCGACAGCGCCUUUCGACAGCCGCUGGCCUGCUCUCGGGAACUCUACAGCACGCCACUCUGCCUGCACGGGGACUCCGGAAUUGUGUGCCCCGGCUGUCUCUCCUCACAUGGUUCCUCCUAUCGAAGUUUCUCCACCGGUUCCUCCUAUCGAAGUUUCUCCGCCGGUUCCUCCUAUCGAAGUUUCUCAACCGGUUCCUCCUAUCGAAGUUUCUCCGCCGGUUCCUCCUAUCGACGUUUCUCCACCAAUCGAGACUUCCAAAAGAUCUUGGUCGUCAAAACGUCGACCGCGGAAGCGAGAAGAUGGGUCCACGAACAGCUGGUCUAAGGAUCUCGGAUUUGGUUGUUCCGGGUCUGUUGUUGACUUGGUUCGGAAAGCUAACGGUUUUGAAAUCAUCACGGCAGAGGAGAAGCAGUUGACGAAGCAUGUGGAUAUUGGUGCACCGUAUUGGGUAUGGGCGUUUGAUGCUUUGAAUCAUAAUUGGUGUAGAUUGAUUCCGUUCGAUGUGAGUGGUUUAUCUGUAUUCGGUUUGGCUCAUCGCGCUUGGUGUUAUGAGAUGGAGCGUCGGAAGACUCCGUCGUUGGAGCCGAAUUUUACGUUCAUGGCGCGUUGUUACAAAAAAGAGAAAUAUCUGGAUUCUCCUUGGAAUGAGCAACGGUUCCGAGAGUGGUUGAGGCAAGAGCGGUCGGGUAGUGAUUCGGCAAAAGUUGGUCUUCGAGUUCGACGGAUGGCUUCACGAUUCAUUCCGCUUUCCAAGGUUGAGGCGGCGCUAGAUAGCCUGUUCCAGUUCUGGCCGACCGAAGAUUUUCUCAGCCGUUUCGCCGAUCGUAUUCGCCGGUGGGAAAAAUAUCACGGUGAUUGGUUCUGGGUUACUGGCCAUGAUACAACCUCGGAGUCCGUUACUUUACGGGAGUUUGACGGUCUGUUUAUCAAGAGACUCGGCGAGCUACAAGUCUCUGCCGACAAAAUUCCACAAGCCAUCCGUCGUGCAACGCGUAGAGCUAAAAUUAAGAAGGGACUGUUGCAACUUAGGACAAGCAUCUCUGCUUCCGAACUAGACUCCGUCCUCACUGCUGUGGCCGCUCUGGGUGACGUAAUCCCUCGCAAUCUCGUCGGCGUGUGGGGGAACACAUUUCGGAUCGUGAACCAAGGGGCUACGGACCAAGGGGCUACAGACCAAGGGGCUACAGACCAAGGGGCUACAGACCAAGGGGCUGCGAUGGAGGCCGCUUGGCGAAUCGAAGCCCGCUUCCUGGUCUGGGCAUACGACAUCCUGAACCAGUCCUGGUGGGGCGCCGUACCUCCUUCGCUUUUGGUUCCUGGGGUGUCUGUCUUUGGGCUCGCACAACGCGCACGCCAAUGGGUCGCAGCCGGCAAUCUGCUCUACACACUAUCUGCCAGCUGCUACACGUGCGGCGAGAAUACCGUCAACCAUAACGGCACCUCCCAGUGCGGACGUUGCGAGGAUCCCUGGAACGUGCAAGAGUUCUGGGAGUGGUUAAGAUCGCGACACCUCUUCACUCUCUACGACCGGCUCAAGAACGGCGCACACGCGUGGGCUGACCCUCAGCACUAUAACCUUCAGGAGUUUGAUCCCACUCGGCCGCAUCCUGCCGCCCUGUCUGAUCAGCCGAACUCAGAGCAGUUGACAAGAAUGGUCAAUGACAUCGGCUUCGACGUGCCACCACGAAAAGAAAUGAGGUAUAAUGUUUCUGUCUGGGACUACCCGAUUGACCAGUUCUUGCAGGGCAGCUGUAGCUACACUCUGCCCACUCGCAUCCGCUCUUGGUGGAGACAAGUCGGUCACGACCUGAACCUGUGCAACGAAGGACUCGAACGCUGGGAAUGCGAACGCCUAAUCGUCCACAGACUAAGUACCGAGAUGACCCAACGAUAA
Gregarina niphandrodes is the source of this 4440-nucleotide messenger RNA. Its product is annotated as putative clumping factor A. Bases 1 to 4440 code for a protein of 1479 amino acids. The record is from RefSeq and is a predicted model, not a curated record. NCBI's taxonomy places the organism in Eukaryota, Apicomplexa, Conoidasida, Eugregarinorida, Gregarinidae. The transcript has a single exon.